Messenger RNA from Phragmites australis (common reed), 4190 nucleotides. RefSeq lists its product as uncharacterized. The record is from RefSeq and is a predicted model, not a curated record. The transcript has 9 exons. NCBI's taxonomy places the organism in Eukaryota, Viridiplantae, Streptophyta, Magnoliopsida, Poales, Poaceae. Bases 236 to 3865 code for a protein of 1209 amino acids.
CCUCGCAUCUCGGUCGGUCCUCCAGUCCUCGGUGUCGUUCGGCAGUUCGCGCAACACUUACACGAGAGAGAGAGAGAGAGAGAGGCGGCAGCGAGAAGGACAAAACCCUUGUCAGUCGCCGUGCUCCGCCUUGUCUGGCUUCCACCUCGCGCCGCCGGCUUUCCAGGCCACCGGAGUCGGCUCCGAGGAAUGCAGGAUUAAUACUUGAUUGGGCAAAAAUUAGCUAGUUUCGACAAUGGGUUUUGAUAAUGAAUGUAUUUUGAGCAUUCAAUCCCUUCCUGGUGAAUAUUUCUGUCCUGUUUGUCGGACACUCAUCUAUCCCAAUGAAGCUCUGCAAACUCAGUGCACACAUCUCUACUGCAAACCCUGCUUGGCUUAUGUAGUGGCAACCACAAAAGCUUGCCCUUAUGAUGGCUACCUGGUGACGGAAACUGAUUCCAAGCCUCUUAUGGAAUCAAAUAAAUCCCUUGCUGAGACAAUUGGCAAAGUCACAGUCCAUUGCCUGUAUCAUAAGAGUGGUUGCCAAUGGCAAGGAACGCUAUCUGCCUGUAUCACCCAUGGCACUACUUGUGCAUAUGGGAACUCCCCCGUUGUUUGUAACCGUUGUGGUACACAGAUUGUACACCGUCAAGUGCAAGAACAUGCUCAACUCUGCCCUGGCUUGCAAUCUCAAACACAACAAACCGAUGGUAGUCAGGCACAGUCAUCGGUGGCAUCAACUCAGGCAGUCACCCAUGAUCCAUCACUUGUUGCCUCAGAAGGAUCUGCAGCAGCUGCAUCAACAACAUUGCCAUCUGCAAGUGCAGCCACAGCUUCUGCAGCAGCAACUGGAGGGCCAGCUGGUGCAACCACAGCAAGCACGGCAGCAGUGCCUCCUUCGGUUGCUGCAUCAGCUGCUGCUACCCAAACUCCAACAGCUGAGCAGUGGUACCAGCAGCAGCAGCAGCUCCAAUACUCACAGUACUACCAGCAGCAGUACCCUGGAUACAACCCUUACAUGCAGCAGUAUCAACAGUAUGGCCAAUACCAGCAGGUGUACCAGCAGUACACACAACCUCAAAUGCAAGUAGCAUCCCAGAAUGUUGUUCAAGGAUCUGCGCAACCUGCUUCACAUGUUCAGCCUCAAGGACAGCUCUCUCAGCCCCAAUACAUGAUGCAAUCCCAACCCGAAAAUCAGCCUCAACUCCAACCACCGACAGGUCAUCCACAACAUCAGCAGUAUCCAGUGCAAUUCCAACCCCAAAAUCAGCCCUACCCUCCCCAUCUUCAAGCACCUGCAGGUCAGUCGCAGCCUCAGCAGCCUCCAUCAAUGCAAUCAGCCUCUCAAGUUCCACAGCUGCAGCCACAAAGUCGCAUACCUCUCCAGAUGCCUGGCUCCCAAGCGCAACCUAUAACACAUCCACCAGCCUCUACUCAAGUUGGUAAUCAGCAACUUGCUAUUCCUUCUACUCAGUCCACACCUCUUCAAGUGCAGCCACAUAUACAUGCUCAACAUCCACAACAACAACAGAUUGUUGCCCAGCAACAUGUGCAACUUCAAACUGUACCUCCACAACAAAAUCAUCAACCUCAGAUGCAGCUAAAUUCUCAAAUCCAGCAACAAUCUUACCCACAGCCUCAGGCCUAUGCUCAGCCUCAGAAUACUCCGUAUCUGCAGCAGCAGAUGCCACAAGGUGCUCCAUUGCAACACCCUGUACAUGUAUCUCACCAACAAGGACUUGCCCCACAGCAUCCUGCACCGAUGCGUCCUCCAAUGCCAGGCCAACAACCAGCCAUGCUACCUCCUCAAGCAGUUCAGUAUACACAACAACAACAACAACAUAUUGGGUAUCAUGCUCAGCGAGCACCAAUGCAUUCCAGCAUCCCUUCCCAGACACCGCAACAAGGAUUGCCUCCCCACUCAUCUGUUUCCUCACAAGCAGGUCAAUCAUAUCAUCAAGGAGUGCCUUCAUCACAACAACAGGUGCAUUCCCAACUUUCUCAGCCUCACGGUCCACCAUAUACACAACAGCAUGUUCCUGGCCAUGGCUAUGCUGGGCAUCAUGUUCCAACUUCAGCUGUUAGACCUAUGAGUCAUGUUGCACCACCACAGCAAUUUCAACAUCCACCUGGUGGUUCAGUUAGCGAUUUACAGUCAAGUGUUAUGAAUCAACAGCCACCAAUGCCUAGAACAUCUGAUAAUGUCGGAUUAAUAUCUCAAUCGUAUGGUGGUGGACAACCUACUGGGCAGAGUUCUUUAACUUCGGAAACCCAUGCUUCAAAAUUGGGGAAGUCAGAAAUUGUAAAAAAUGCUGCUGAUAAUACCACAGUAAAUGAAAAUAAAAAUGGUGGUGCUGAAUCUGCUGUCAUGAGGCCUACUACAAUGUCACAGUCAUUGGGUGAUGAAAACAUGAACAGAGAACAGAAUGAUUUUGGUAGUGUUAGAAAAGAUGCGGUACAAACUGGCACUGUUUUGGACAGCAAAGAUGGUUCAAUUGUGAAGGAUGAAAUUGCUGGCCGGACAGGUAAGUCACAUGGUCCAGGUGUACAGGGUGGCCAAGAGCAUAAAGUUUCAGAAGCAUCAAAUAGUCUUGAGAAAGGAGGAUCAUUACGGCAGGCAUCAUGGCAAAAUGCAGGGGCAUUGGGGUCCUAUGUGAACCCAGGCACGGUAGCACAACAUCCAGCUGGACAAGAUAGGAUGCUUCCUCAGCAUAUGAUGCAUUCUGGUCCUAUGCCGUAUAAUAUGCAAGAGCAAUCAAAUCAAAUGAGGCCAACUAGUUUCUCUGAAAGUAUUCGGCCUCCAAGGCAGCAGCCAUAUGGCCCAGUUCAUUCUGAAACGGCACCAAGGGUGUUCGGAGAGAACCAAAUUCAGAUGCCAAUGCCACAGCCUGUGGGCAUCAAACCUGGUGAUGGUAUGAUUCGACCACCCAUGGUCGCUCCAUUACCAGGACGACACGACACUAUGGUGCCUCCUUUUGCCCCUGAACAUUUGGGUCGGCCACCUCCUCUUGGAAUGUCGAAGAGCAAUGGUGUUGGUGGUGGACCUCUUGGAAGUGGAAUGACUUUCCAUGAAGAGGGCUUCACUGCUUCAGGGGAACAUCUCAGGUCAUUUGUCGGUGGUAGACAUAAUGUCAACCAUAAAGAUAUUGAAGAUGAUCUGAAGCAAUUUCCAGGGUCAGCCCAUCUGGAUGGUCAGGGCUUGCAAAGGGGCCUUAGACCUUUCGAGAGAGGCUUAGGUAGACCUGACGGUUUCCCUGAUUCAUUACCCGGAAGGCCUCCAUUUCCAAACCAGCAAGGUCCAUUUCCCGUAGGCUUCCAUGAAGAUUUUUCAAGGAAGCCCAAUGCAGCUGGUCGCACUGACUUUAUGUCACCUGGUACAGAAUUUGGUCAUCAUAGGGCAGAUGGAAUGCCUAAUUUGAGAAACUCAGUUCCAUUUUUCCAAGGGAAGAGUGGUGCUCCUGGUAGUCUCCGUACAGACCAGCUUGGCUCUGGUAACCUUCCUGGGGAUGUACAGCAUGCUUUUGAUGGUCCAGGGUUCCCUCAUACUCGCUUCCACCCUGGUCACAUGCAUCCAGAUGAUCCUAAUCUUGUUGCUGAUUAUUCCCGGCAUGGAUUUCCAAAAGAAUCAGACCACUUCUGUUUGGGCGGAGUCUUUAGAAAUGGAGAUUUUGGUUGGUGCCGAAUUUGCAUGUUCAACUGUGGGAGUGCAGAGAACCUGGAUCUACAUGUACAGACAAGGGAACACCAGCAAUGUGCAAUGGACAUUGUUCUGAAAAUGAAACAUGAUGUUGCAAAGAGGCAAAAGCUGAAUUUUGGAGGCCUCAAGUCGUUUCACAACAAAAAGAUGGUGGCUGGCAAGGGCCACUUCCGUGGAAAUAGGCGUUAGAACUCUUGUUAUCUAGCUCAGCACUUGGUGAGAUUUUGAAGGUGGGUUACGGUGGUUUCACAGUUUUCCUCAAGUACAGCCGUUUUGCCCCUAGGGUUCAAUUGGUUACUUCCAUAUCUUUUGUCAGGUUGCUACUAAUGCUUAUGGACGUUUGCAAGAGAAUUGAAAAUUAUGAUCUGUUCAUAUGUCUGGGUUAAUGCAGAUCAGCAUAUCUGAAAUGGAACUUGUAAUGGUCUCAAACUUUUGUUACCGUGUUGGUUUGCAGACGUCACAUGCUUUUAUGGUUUCUAUCACUACUAUUUUGGAUAUUAAGUUGCAGAAGUUA